This is a messenger RNA of Fonsecaea monophora, 996 nucleotides long. RefSeq lists its product as hypothetical. The transcript has 3 exons. The record is from RefSeq and is a predicted model, not a curated record. Gene Ontology annotation, molecular function: protein binding. Lineage: Eukaryota; Fungi; Ascomycota; Eurotiomycetes; Chaetothyriales; Herpotrichiellaceae. Bases 1 to 996 code for a protein of 331 amino acids.
AUGGGUUGCUGUGCAUCGAGACCAACAGACUCGCGUGAUCCAGACCAUGGACACCCACAUGCACCUCCUCAGACUCAACACUCCUCUCAGGUCAUAACAUCGCAGACGGCAAUCAAUGGUGCAUCCCACGACCCCGACUCACGCAACUUCGGGGCUCCUUCAGGUCUGUCGAUCCAUCAGAGUGAGACCUCGAGAUCGGCACUGUCCACGCCCCGAGACUCCGUCAACCACAACGCCAGAUCGCGGCAGCACCGACGCUUGUCUCUAGCAGAUCAUUAUAACUUGCCUCUGCAGCCACCUAAGCCGUGGAAGAGCAAAGACAGGACAUGGACAUACACCCAGUUGCAGCGAGAGAGGUAUGAGUUCUUCGAGACCAGAGUCACAGGGAUCCCCGAAAUCUGGCACGGCUUGAAGCAGGUGAUUGAAUGUCUGCACGAAGGUGAUCUGGCCGACGCCCAGGGGAUCCUCGAUGCCCUCUCGGUGACACUCCCCACGGGGAAACUCGAGGAGGGGGCAUAUGAUGAGCACGGAAACCUGUACAAGAUACCCCAAGCCGUCAUUUCAGACCCCAUCGACGUGAUCGAGGACCACACAGACAUGGACUCCCAGACCGUCAACGGGACUAACGAUAUCGACCCUAUUGCAGCCAAGCUAGAAGCCGCAGAGGAUGGCGGCAAUCUAGACGGCAGCAAGGACGGAUCCAAUGAAGAAAAGGUCAAGGAAGCAAAGGGCAAAGCACCCGUGCCAAAGGACGCUGUUAAAGUUAGAUGUCGGCUUAGCGAUCGUGGAGACCCUGAUGUGGUUGUUCUGUUGGGUAAGAGCCAGAGGGUGAGCGCACUGGUUCAGAGGAUCCGGGACGAAACAGACGUUCCCAGCAAAGCCAAGAUACGCAUCGCAUAUCUGGGCAAGAUUUUGGACGAAAAGCUGAGCUUGGAAGAACAAGGCUGGAAGGAAGGCCAUGUGGUCAAUGCUCUUGUGGUGGGGGUAUACAGUUGA